AUGCAGACGAAAAUACCAUCGAAGAACUUCUCGAUUGAAUCGAUUGUUGGAAUCAAUGAUCGUCGAUCGCCUGAAAUUGAUAUAGAAAACAGCAUAUCUCAGGAUUACUCCGCAACUAAUGACCAUUCCGAAGAUGAAGAGCUCAAAGUUAGAGAUGGGAAAAUAAAUUAUUAUUACCAACAAAAUCGGGUCCCGAAUUUUCCGUUUUUUAUGAGCUACGAUAAAAGGAUGGGAGGGUUUCAGAGUGAACAGGGAGGGCAGCAGGAGGAACUGAAGAGGGCAAGUCCUGGAAGCGUGAGGAGUGAGGUUGAUAGUGACGGAGUGGAUGACAGACAGCACGGUAAGGAUAUUUAUUUUUUUAUUAGGAGAUACCGUACGGCAUUUACUAGAGAGCAACUUGCAAGAUUGGAAAAAGAAUUUAUGAAAGAAAAUUACGUAUCAAGACCGCGGCGAUGCGAGCUGGCCGCCCAAUUGCAACUUCCUGAAUCAACUAUAAAACGUAUAGCCGUAGCGUGGCCUUACGCAGCUGUCUACAGUGACCCAGCCUUCGCAGCAUCAAUCCUUCAAGCCGCCGCCUCAUCUGUAGGCCUACCUUACGGCUACCCCUCCCCCGCCCUAAUCCCACCCUUCCACAACCCACAACUCUUACCCGCAGGCUACCCAUACCCCUACCCAACUUACCCCCGCUACCCCUACAUUCCCCCAACUCCCCCCUCCCCAGUCAACGCUGAAGCGACGUCGCUAAGGCCCGCGUAUUCAAAUUUCAACUUAAAUGUUGAUAAAUAA
Spodoptera littoralis (African cotton leafworm) is the source of this 786-nucleotide messenger RNA. Lineage: Eukaryota; Metazoa; Arthropoda; Insecta; Lepidoptera; Noctuidae. The record is from the annotation of a GenBank genome assembly.